Messenger RNA from Centropristis striata (black sea bass), 4327 nucleotides. It is a transcript of the gene gnb1l, whose product is annotated as guanine nucleotide binding protein (G protein), beta polypeptide 1-like. Lineage: Eukaryota; Metazoa; Chordata; Actinopteri; Perciformes; Serranidae. The coding region runs from base 127 to 1113 and encodes 328 amino acids. The record is from RefSeq and is a predicted model, not a curated record. Gene Ontology annotation, molecular function: protein binding. The transcript is spliced from 7 exons.
GCGCAUGUCUUGUAUCUCCUCCUCGCAGAGCUUCUGACAGCUUCCUAAGCACCGGUGUGUCACUGAAAUGUGGAUGUAAUAACAUGGGUUUGCAGCCUCAUUGUAUCCAUACUGCAUGACCCAGGGAUGUCUCGUCCUUCUCCGUCCCCCAUUUACACCCUAAGGGGGGCUGGUGGGGCCCUCAACACCCUCCACUUUAGCUGCCAUGGAGAGGACACUCCCCUCCUGUUUUCUGGGACAGCGAAGGGUGCCGUUCAUAUGUGGAACCUGAACACCAGGAGGGCUCAGAAGGUCGUAGAAGGCCAUUCUGGUAGCUCGGUCGUCUGGGUCAGCACACUGCAGGAGAAAGACACACUGAUCAGUCAGGGACGGGACAUGCAGGUGUGUCUCUGGGAUCUGAGUGAAGGUCGUAGUGAGGUGACAGACUCUGUGUGGACCGGCAGUGUUGGAUUCUGUCAGUGCUCAAUGCUGGAGAUGAGUCCAGGGACGUCUCUGCUGGCCUUUGCUGGACAGCAGGCAGAAGAGAUCCAGAUUAUUGAGCUACCCAGUAAGACUCCAGUCUGCACCCUGGUACCAGAUGCUAAACUGGGGAUGGUCAUGUGUAUCAAGCUGUGGCAGCCAGACUCGGGUCCCGGACCUCUCCUGUUGGCUGGGUACGAGGACGGUUCCCUGUUGCUUUGGGACGUAACCAAGAGGUCCAAGCUGAGCCAAACUAAAGCCCACCCUGAGCCAGUCAUGUGCCUGACCUUUGACACUGAGCGUCUGAGGGGCAUAUCAGGCUCCUCUGAGAAGAUACUCUGCUCCUGGAUACUGGACAGACAGAACAACCUGCAGCUCCAGGAUGGUGUGACGCUGGUCAACCCUGGGGUUUCCCAGCUGUGUAUCAGGGGGGACAGUAAGCUUCUGGCGUCAGCGGGCUGGGACCAUCGGGUGCGGGUUUUCGGGUGGAAGAAGCUGCGACCACUGGCAGUGCUGCAGUACCACACUGACAUGGUGCUAAGCGUAGCCUUCUCUGACCACCAGGACCCCAGACAAAGACUACUGGCUGCUGGAUCCAAGGACCAGCGGAUUAGCCUGUGGUCAAUAUACAAUGAGGGAGCGGACACUGGCUGAGCCUCUGAGCUCUGGGAGGAUAUACGGACUUUUAAUACUAAAUACUUAAAUAAAAAUACUUAUAAAUAGUAUAAAUACUUAAAUACUUUCUACUGAUGUUGAUUGUGUCAUUGUUACUAAUAAUUCCCCAAUAGUCCAGUGCAAUGUUUUUUUUACCGGACAAAUUGACUAUAUAUAAUUAUGUUUACUUGGCUGUUCAUUUUAAAUAAUGCUUGCUAACCAAGCUAGCUAGCUAGCACUAGUGUAAGCUGAUGACAUAGUGUAAUUUAAGCUCCUGAUACAUUCUGUGCAUGUGCAGGUUGCAAAAAACAAUAUGGCGAUGACCAAAGUGACAAACUUGAAGCUUCAGAACUGGAGUCAACAAACUAAUUGGUGAUGUCACUGUGACUACGUCCAUUAUUUUUAUACAGUCUAUGGUUGGUAACAAAUGGCUAAUUUGUUAUUUAUGAGCAUAAAGCAUAUCAUUACAUGUUUCCACUUUAUAUCCACAAUAUAACAGUUGUUCAAAAAAACAAAAAAAUGUUUUUUUCUAUUAAUGCAGUUGGGUUUUUUUUUUUUACACAGCAGUUUUCUUUGUGUGGAUAGAAAGUUUACCAAAUUUAUAUACUUUUGAUACCUUUGUGUAUCCAUGGAAGCUUAGACACAGUCAAGCUUAAAAUGUGUGGCCAGUUAAAAUAUCUGAUAUUCCAACUAGUUAAUUAGGCACUUGCCUGAGUUUUUCAGCCCAUUGUUUGCUGAAGCCUUUUGUGCUUCUCUGUGCAGCUAUGUGAUUGUGUUGACUUAUCCGAUAGGAGAUUUGCUCCAGUGGACGUGAAUUUGAGGUAUACAACACACCUGAGCAGCUAUGUAAUCUUGUGUUGUUAUUCUAGCACGUCCUGGCUUAACACACAGGCCCUCCAGCCUGACCUGAGUUGUAUUUGUCAAACAAGGUUAAUCACAUAAAGAACAGAGGGCUGUUGGUUUAGUGGGUACUGAUCUGCAGAUGCUCCUCUUGGUCCCUGUUAUUAUCCCUGUUAUUAUCUGUUUAUGACCUCUUUCUUAAUCAAAAAGAUCAGAAAAAACGGAAGAAAUUUGCAUCAAGUGCAAGAAUAUCAAAUUAACGAAUCUGCAGCAUUUGCAUUUUCUUGAGUUGUAAUGCCAAAUACAGAUGUCUUUAUAGGAUAUGGACGUAUGUCAUGAACAAGGCCAAGGAUCUUGUUGCGAAAGUCCCAGAGAAAAUAGAGAGGUGUUGUUUUUCCGUCCACUGUCUUUAAUAAUAUCUCUGUGAGUCAAUGAGCAGCAUGGGAGCUCAUGUGCAACAACACUGUGCCGAAAGGCCAGGGGCUUCAAACGAUUCACGUUCUGCUUCAUAAAGGCUUUUUCUCCUGGGAUGACCCCAGGUUGAGAAGCUCAUCGUGCUGUACAGGAAAGGCCUGAGAAAUCAAAGAGCCAGACCAGCGUAAUGGCCACGAAUCAUUAGUGAACAGAGGAAAGACAAGGUCAUUUGCUAGACAAGCUGGCUUGCCAUGACGCUUCUGUUAUUGAAAAACGUUUGAAACUGCAGUUUGGUUGGUUUUCCUGCUUGCAGUCAAACUUUUGGAUGUUUGUACUGGAAACUUGUUUAAAGCCCUUUGACAUCAUUUAAAAAAUAGUUUGAAUAAGAUUUUUCCCCAAGUGCCUGGUUUUAAUGACAUGUUUUGCUUGUUCCCUGCAGAGCUACGUCCAUACCUUUUGUGUCUGACCCCGCUCGUGACAACUUGCAUCCAUAACAGCUUCCUAACUCUCCUGUUGGCUUUGAACAAACACUAGAGGUGGCAUGGGCCAGCUUCCGUCCAUUCUCUGAUAAAUCAAAUGCUGCGUCCAUUGGUGCAGAUGUCUGCUGAAUGGAGCAGACGGCAACUCACCCCGGCCUUAGAAGUGCCUGUUGGGGUGGCGGUGGACCUCGUAAAUCACUUCAUAAUGGAUCAUUUAGGAAGUCAAUAAAUGGACAGGGAGACUGUGUGCACAAUAGGCCCUGUGCUUCACUUAUCACCUAACGUGUGUCUUCCUUGGCCUUGAAGGUCAGAGGUCAGCCCGGCUUUGGGAUAGGACAUAAUCUGUUAGUGUGAGUCUGAGCCUUUGGGUGUAUUCGUAGGACGUCACAGUGAGCCUGAUUAUUUAAAUUCAAUGAGUUGAAGAAAAUCCCCUCUAUGUAAUUCAAAGCAGCGUUCCGCCUCAUGGCUAAGUUGCUUUUAUUUAUUUUUUCAAGCGUGUCUUAAUACAAAUGUAUCUAGGCUCUUGCCCAGUGGUGGUGAUGUGUUUUGAUGUUCUGCAUAAAAUGUCCGUCAGCAACCUCAUGCACACCAUAAACCAUGGUACCUUUUGUAUUAGUUGAGAGGCGAUAGGGGGGAAAAUGUGAAGCACGUGUUCUGUUUUUUAGGUGGACGACUCCGAUUGGUUUACCUGGCUUGUUUUUAAUAACUGUCCCCUGAUACAGCAGGCAGGCGGGGCUCGGCGGCAGAAAUGUACACAGAGGUGAAGCGAACGAAUCAAGACCCUGAUAGGCCUGUCACAACAGAUGUUCCAGAUGCAGUUGAGUGUCAAAUGAUGCCUCAGGUCACAUUAUCAUCCAUCCUCUGCCUCUUCAUACUUCACUGGCAAGUCCUUGGCACUGUUUCUCCUGAAGCCUGAGACAUCUGGGCACAUGAACGUGAACUGGGCCUAAACAGGUUGCUCUUUUUCGUCUGUGUGAAAUGAAUGAUGCAUUGAAAUAAUGUGCUUGAAAAUGGCCUAGGCCUGUUGAAAGCAUACAGCAGCCUAUUAAUGUGCAUAUGUAGAAAUGUAAUAUGGAAAAUAUUUGACAACACAGGCAACAUACUGACAAUUAGUUGGUAUGGAGGUGCAGUUCAUUAUAAUUCCUCCAGUAGGCGCAAUUUCUCUGAUUGCCACUGUGAAAACUUUACUUAUUAAGUUUGGAAGGAUUGAAUGUAUCUGUAAUCUCAUCCUAAUAAACUAUACCUUUAAAAAAAUCUGAAUUAAUUUAAUGGAAGCUUCAUUAAGAUGAUUUCAUUAAGACUAAAAAUCCCCUGUGUUCCCUGUUUGUACAGACUCUUACAGACUGACGCGUACUGCACCAGGGGCAUUUAAUAAGUGCAACAUAUGCAGAACAGUUUUCAUUGCAAAAUUAAACAACUGCAAAUCAUAAGAGAAGGCUGUUUUUUUAUUGCAUUGGUUAUAUGUAUCAAGUAUAGGCUAU